AUGCAUGAGAAUAGACAAGUCAUAUAUUUCUCAAGAUUCUGUCAAUUACUGUUUAAUGCCACUAUUGAUGAGGUGGAUUUUGAUGUUGAUGAUGAGAUCAAGCCAUUUAGGCUUCAUAAAAGGGUGUUUAAGGAUCUCAUCUCCAAAGAUGAGAAGUAUCCAAUUCAGAGACCCCUUCUAAUUCCAGCUCAGGUUAGAGUCAGGAUGGAUAUGCCCCCAGUACAACACCAACAACCACAACAGCCUCAACCUCCAGUCUCUCCUACAAUCCCCAAACAACCCAGAACUUCUGCAUCCAGAUCUAAAAAGGCUACAAAGUCUGAUGAAAAUCUUUCUACUAAGCAGACCAGAACCUCUGUUGCUACACAAGUUCUGAAGACAAAGUCUGAUAAACCAGCAAACUUUGAUGCUGGUGCCAUUGUUCAUGAUACAGCUCCAGAAAACUACAAGUCAGAUGCUGUAGUUGAUCAAUCUGACAAAGUAGCAUUGGAAGCCCUGCAGUCUCUUGCUAAGGCUGGUGAAGAGCCUAGCAAAUCACAGUCUGAAGCUCAAGAAAAAUCUGCUCAAAAUCCUGUUGAGAACGUUGCUAAUCCUGCAUCUGAUAAUGAUGAGGAUGAUGAAAGUUCAGAUGAUGACAAUGAUCAAAAUGAUGAAGUCCCUCAGUCACAUCUACAACAAAAGUGGGAGUCUACCAGCCAAGGAAGCUGA
Messenger RNA from Daucus carota subsp. sativus, 708 nucleotides. RefSeq lists its product as uncharacterized. The record is from RefSeq and is a predicted model, not a curated record. Bases 1 to 708 code for a protein of 235 amino acids. The transcript is spliced from 3 exons. NCBI's taxonomy places the organism in Eukaryota, Viridiplantae, Streptophyta, Magnoliopsida, Apiales, Apiaceae.